Molecule: messenger RNA, 633 nt
Organism: Nomascus leucogenys (northern white-cheeked gibbon)
Lineage: Eukaryota; Metazoa; Chordata; Mammalia; Primates; Hylobatidae
Product: rab-like protein 2A
Exons: 3
Biological process (GO): phagosome-lysosome fusion
Cellular component (GO): phagocytic vesicle; late endosome; lysosome
Source: RefSeq, a predicted model, not a curated record
CCCAAAGUGCUGGGAUGACAGGCGUGAGCCACCGCGCCCGGCCGGGACAUGGCUUUUGAACGGAAGGCACAGCUUUGGCCUGGCCUCUGUUUCCCUGUGCAUAACACAAGGGUAAUUGUAUGUGCAGCGCUGUGCUGUGGUGGAAAGAACAGAUGUGAGAGCUUCACGUGGGCUGGUGUGUGGACUCAUAGCGACGGGAGCUGUUUUGUUAUGACGGGUUGGUAAUGCUGAUUCCCAGAUUCCAGACUUGACCCGGAAACUGUGUGGCUGUGGAGUGAAAGGGGGAAGGGAAGCCACAGGUGGCUUCCAGGUUGUCAGCCUCAGGGUGAUAAAGUUUGGGACAAGGGAGAGAUGGAGACGCCAUCUGACCACCUUGCCUGUUCUGCUUACAGACUCAUGGAGAGAUUUCUCAUGGAUAGCUUUCAGCCACAGCAGCUGUCCACGUACGCCCUGACCCUGUACAAGCACACAGCCAUGGUAGAUGGCAAGACCAUCCUUGUGGACUUUUGGGACACGGCAGGCCAGGAGCGGUUCCAGAGCAUGCGUGCCUCCUACUACCACAAGGCCCACGCCUGCAUCAUGGUACGAGACGGGGGGAGGUGGAUAAAGGCACUGGGCAAGUCUGGCCUGAGG